Messenger RNA from Lactuca saligna, 372 nucleotides. The record is from the annotation of a GenBank genome assembly. NCBI's taxonomy places the organism in Eukaryota, Viridiplantae, Streptophyta, Magnoliopsida, Asterales, Asteraceae.
AUGGAUUUGAAGGUUGGCUUGCCAGUUCAAAUAGAAGAAUUUCUGAAUGUACAAUUCAAAUGUUUCCAAGGUGCCAAUCAUGUUCUUCAUGAAUUCAAUUUGGCUAAUAUGCCAUUCAUGAACUCUUAUGAUUGGAUCUCGCUGUUUUACAUUGUUGCGAAGAAUGUGAAGAAGUAUGAGACCAUAUAUGAACACUUGAAGCGAAUGAUUAAUUGUUACAUUCUGGAAAUUGCAAAAAUGGAUGUUGAAAUAGCUUCUGUUCUGAAAAAGAGACCAAUUUUGAAGUCCUUUAACCAAUCGGAAAACAUCCAACAUUUAAAAGGAUGUCUUAUUGGUGAAAAGCACUGGAUUAUCAUCUACACAAUGAAGUAG